GAGUCCCUUUGCUAUUGACCUCUAAACCUUUUUCAUGCUUAUUAUCCAACUGUCAAGUUUUAUUGCAUAUGCUGUUGAUGGCUGAUCGCUUGGACCAGGUCACCAGUUUCCUGCGUCGUCCAGAUGUGAACCUCUGCUUUCAGAUCCAUCCGAAUCAAUUGACCAUACCUACCUUCAAUCCUCCGGCAGAAUGGAACUACUGGUGGCAGUGGUCGGGAGAGCCUAUGAAUGCAUCUUUUACAAGCAACGUGCUAUGGUCGCAAUCAAAAUGGCAGCUUUUAUGGUUUUAUUAUGUUCGCGAUUCCACUCCAGACUGGAUACGCGAACAUCCAGACGAAGACACUUUCAAACUCAUCCCGAUUCAGCUUCGCAAAUUGAUAGAUGAAGCCCGCACGCUUCAGCUUUCAAGAGCCGUAGAUACCUUCGGUCGACAGUCUACACGUCGGAAGUUCACAGGCAUGUCGCCCAAGAAAGCUCAUGAAGUAGAGCGAAUGACGCAAUAUGUCUCAAAUGUCCUCGCGGAGGAUUCGCCAGAAUCUCGACCACAGCAUGCGGCCGACAUAGGUGCGGGACAAGCAUAUCUGUCACGAAGCCUGCGUGAUGAACUUGGCCUUCAUGUCCUUGCACUUGACUUCAGUCAAGUUCAAUCUCACGGUGCAGCGAGAAGAGAACAAGCAAGCAAGUCGUCUGACAAUGAAACUCAAGCGGGGUCUCUGGACUACGAGAUGAUUGCUGUCGAUUCUAAUAGCCUCAUCUCUGCUACGGAACACUGGAUACAGAGAAGAGUUCAUGGGUGCUGUCUGAACCCAUGCCCUACACCCAUUCUUUGGGUUGCCCUCCACGCCUGUGGCUCUUUGACUCUAGAUAUUCUGCGUGCAUUCAUUCUGCGCCGCCGGCAGAAUGACCAGGAUGUUUGCUGGAGACCAAGUGCUGCGGUAAUCGUAGGAUGCUGCUACAAUAUGGUACGAUCAGAGGAUCGUGUUCUUACACGGGAUGAUAUCGUGCUGUCUCCUAAUCAUUUACAACUGGCCGCACAAACACCCGAUCAAUGGGGUACUUCGCCCCUCAAGUUCGACGAAACAGUAUUGGCCAUUAGGAAGAUCGUCUGGAGAGCUCUGUUGGAAGGCAUAAUGGCUCGGUCGGAGGUCACACAAACCGACCCUGCAGCAAAACUAGAGAUAAGACGGCUUGGGCGACUGAACAAUGAUGCAUACACCGACCGGGACCAGUUCAUACGCCGUGCGCAGACGAGGAUGGGCGUCGAUCUUUCCUCACAGUGUUCGCUCUCAGAAAGAGAUGAGAACCUAGAAAGACGUCUCGAAGUAUUUCAUGUUUUGCGCUGCAUAUUGGGACCCGUCGCAGAGACUUUCAUACUGUUGGAUCGUGAGCGAUGGUUAAAUGAACAACUAGAGGGUACCAAUACGAAUGUGCAACUAGUUAACUUGUUCGACCAAAAUUCGGGCAGUGCAAGGAAUGUAGCUAUUGUAGCUAUGACAUCGUAGCGUAGAUCCAUUUGUUAUAAUACUUUCUGACAAAACGG
Messenger RNA from Somion occarium, 1540 nucleotides. NCBI's taxonomy places the organism in Eukaryota, Fungi, Basidiomycota, Agaricomycetes, Polyporales, Cerrenaceae. The record is from the annotation of a GenBank genome assembly.